Messenger RNA from Fusarium redolens, 1618 nucleotides. RefSeq lists its product as uncharacterized. The record is from RefSeq and is a predicted model, not a curated record. The coding region runs from base 417 to 1424 and encodes 335 amino acids. The transcript has 2 exons. Lineage: Eukaryota; Fungi; Ascomycota; Sordariomycetes; Hypocreales; Nectriaceae.
AAAAGAAACAUGUAUUUUGUGGGUCCCCGGAUAUAUCAAUACCGGGUAGCCGGGAAAACACCUAAAAGGACAGAACAGAGACAGAAGCUCCUGGGGACGAGAUUGAUCCUAAAGUGUGAAAAUUAACCCUAUUUUAAUUGGAUAUUAACCCUACUCGCGUAUCCAACAAUUCCCAGCCGCCAGUCUAACACGACCUCGCCCCACCCCCAUAAUUCUAUUGGCUUGCAGGGUCAGUACUCCCGCCACUUAAUUUCUCCAUUUGACCGUUUCGCAUAAAGCGGUAAAGACGGCUCCAUGUCUCGGAGCUGUGACGAAUCGAAAGUGGACUGGUGUCAUUGCAUUUCCCAAAUCUCGCUUCUCCCAAAUCUCGUCCCAAUUCUCCCCAAAUCUUACUUUUCUCAAACCUCUCUUGCCAAAUGACCACCUAUUCCCUGGAUGAAAUUGUUAAUACUGUGGUCGAUUAUUUCCGGUCCAAUCGUCGUCCGCAUGGGGGAAAAAACGCCUUGGCAAUAGCAAAGGAGGCCUCUAAUGAUUCCACAGACAGACUUAUCCUAAAUCACGGCGAUUCGGUCUGGUAUGCAUACUUCGCUGCGUCCAAGUCAAUACAUUUGAAACACCGCUUUGCUGGUCAAGCUACAAUGACAUCCAUGCUGCGAUUUCUCGAAGAACAGGACGUCAACACCCGGGAAGAAUUCGCAAAUCGACUUGCGCAGACAAUGAACGAGCCACGUACCAACGAGCCAACAAGGUCUCCGGCCAAGCGCCCUCGCACCACCGACCAUAACAUCACGGAUUCUAUACAGCCACGUACGACUACACAGAGCACAGAUACCCUCUCCAAUGCUGUUCACGCCUACGACCCGCAACAGAUACCUAACCAUAAUGUACCCAUUGGAGAUGUGUAUCUUGAAGCCUCGUUAGAGGAGGCCAAAAAGCUGUUCGAUAAAGACUUUUGGGACACGAUUAAAAGAGUACCAAGCAAAGAAAACCCUCAGGACUUGACGGCCGAUGUAUCAAUUAUAUUCCAUGAAGACUUCAACCGACACAUGUUCGGAUGCCAGGUAGAAAUUGGGAUUACCAGCGUGCUGUUGUCAUCUACUCUUUUGGAACUCUUUAGUGUCUCAAUACGCUCUAUGAACGGUUUCAUAUCAGCGGUUCUUCCAGGUGGUUGCCUCAUCGAGCCUGGCGACGGAGGGUUCACAUUGCGGCGGUGUCAGCGUGAUCUCUCUGUUAUAUUCGAGGGUGAUCUACACAAAGGUGUCUGCUCGUCACCUUUGUACAUGGAAGAAGGAAGACAGGCACGGAACUACACCGAGGCUGUCUCGAUUCGCAUACAAAGGCUCGAGGAGCACGGUGCCACAAUAAUCGUGCAUGUCGCAGAAUUUUGGGCAACGAAAAUGAUGCAGAAUUUGUACAAAAGAUGACUGAGUUCUUAAAUCUCCUUCACCUUGCCAUUUGCGAAUGCAACAAAAAGACCUCGCGGCAAAACAGCCUGUCCCUUUUCCUUAUAAUGCCGAUCCGUAAUCUGCCGUUUUGCAUCGAACUCUGUAAUAAGCGUACAGUUCGUCCAAUAUAGCAUCUGGUUUGAUCCUUCAAUUAAUUGGCGACCUUCCUUCGC